Messenger RNA from Phyllostomus discolor (pale spear-nosed bat), 5469 nucleotides. It is a transcript of the gene B4GALNT3, whose product is annotated as beta-1,4-N-acetyl-galactosaminyltransferase 3. The record is from RefSeq and is a predicted model, not a curated record. Gene Ontology annotation, cellular component: Golgi cisterna membrane. Gene Ontology annotation, molecular function: acetylgalactosaminyltransferase activity. NCBI's taxonomy places the organism in Eukaryota, Metazoa, Chordata, Mammalia, Chiroptera, Phyllostomidae.
AGAGAGGAGGGGCGGGUUGGCAGGCACCUCGGGAACCUCUCGGUGGGCUGUGUGUGAGAGCGAGUCGAGAAGGAGGGAGGCAGCGCGCCUAUGACUGGGAGAGGCGUGCAGAGGAGAGUCGCGCGCGGAGGACACUCGGGAAGGAGGAGCCGGGCUCUGCUCCUGUAGGGACCUGGGGCUGGCGCGCAGCGCUCGUUCCUCUGACAGACCCCUGACGCGCGGAGCAUGAGCCCGAGUCCCGUUGGAGCGCUGCUGGGGGAGACGGCCUCGGCUCAGCCCUGAGACGCUGGACUGGGGUUGGGACCCCGCGCGCCCGGGGCGCUGGGCCCAGCGGUGGGGCUGGGGCUGGCGCUGGGGCUGGGGCUUGCGGCGGCCGCCGGGGCGCAACGCUAUGGGGAGUCCCCGCGCUGCGCUGCUCCUCCUGCUCCUGCGCCCGGUCAAGCUGCUGCGGCGGCGCUUCCGGCUGCUGCUGGUUCUCGCCGUGGUGUCCGUGGGGCUCUGGACUCUUUAUUUGGAACUGGUGGCGUCAGCCCAGGUCGGCGGGAAUCCCCUGAACCGGAGGUAUGGCAGCUGGAGAGAACUGGCCAAGGCUCUGGCCAGCAGGAACAUUCCAGCUGUGGAUCCACAUCUCCAGUUCUACCACCCCCACAGGCUAGGCUCCCAGGACCAGGACUUGGAGCGACGGAGCAGUAACAGCAGCUAUCUGAAGUGGAAUAAGGCUGUCCCCUGGCUCUCAGAGUUCCGGGGCCACGCCAACCUGCAUGUGUUUGAAGACUGGUGUGGUAGUUCCGUCCAGCAGCUCAGGAGGAACCUCCACUUCCCACUGUACCCCCACAUACGCACGACUCUGAGGAAGCUGGCCGUAUCCCCCAAAUGGACCAACUAUGGCCUCCGCAUCUUUGGCUACCUGCACCCCUUCACUGAUGGGACAAUCCAGUUUGCUAUCGCUGCAGACGACAAUGCGGAAUUCUGGCUGAGCGAGGAUGACCAGGUCUCAGGCCUUCAGCUGCUGGCCAGUGUGGGCAAGACUGGAAAAGAGUGGACUGCCCCAGGAGAGUUCGGGAAAUUUCGGAGUCAAAUUUCCAAGCCAGUGAGCCUGUCAGCCUCCCGCAGGUACUACUUUGAGGUGCUGCACAAGCAGAAUGAUGAGGGCACUGAUCACGUGGAAGUCGCGUGGCGACGGAAUGAGCCUGGAGCCAAGUUCACCAUCAUUAACUCCCCUUCGUUGUCCCUCUUCACAAAUGAGACGAUCCUAAGGAUGGACGAGGUGGGCCACAUCCCACAGACUGCAGCCAGCCACGCCAGCUCCCCAGACUCUCUUCCCACAGAGGAGCAGCCCCUCGCCGACAUGCUUCGGCCCGACCCUCGGGACACCCUCUAUCGAGUGCCUCUGAUCCCCAAGUCUCAUCUCCGCCACGUCCUGCCUGAUUGUCCCUACAAACCCAGCUACCUGGUGGAUGGGCUCCUCCUGCAGCGCUACCAGGGCCUCCGGUUUGUUCAUCUGUCCUUCGUUUACCCCAAUGACUACACCCGCCUGAGCCACAUGGAAACCCAUAACAAAUGCUUCUACCAGGAAAGCACGUUCUACCAAGACAGGUUCAGCUUUCAGGAAUACAUCAAGAUUGACCAACCUGAGGAACGCGAGCCGGAGCAGCCAGGUUUUGAGGAAGGCCUUCUGGAAGAGUCCCAGUAUGGAGAGGCGGCAGAGGAGACCCCUGCCUCCAAGGACCAGAAUGCCAGGAGGCCAGAGGGAAACCAAGUGCCUACUUCUACCCCGGGGCAGGACGUCACUGACUACCGCCUCCGAAGCCUGCGGAAACUCCUGGCGCGGCCCCGGGAGGGGCUGCCGGCCCCCUUUUCCAAACAGAGCUCUACAGCUCCCCUCCCAGUGAGGACCAGCAAUGUCCCAGGGCAGCAACCAGAGAAGCGGGGGAGAAAAACCAGCCCUGAGCCCAGCCAGGAUCCACCUCACUCUGCCAAGUGGCCCCCUGGGCACCUGGUAGGGAACCGGCCUCAAGUUAAAAGGCCGGGGCCCACAGGUGACAGCCCCAGGAAGACUCUAGGGCAGUCACAGUGGCUUAGUCAAGUCGAGUCCUACAUUGCAAAGCAGAGGAGGGGUGACAGGAUGGAGCCUCUGGCCCCGAGGAGGGGCUGGCCUGGGGAGGAGGAGGUGGUGGCAGCUGCAGGCCGGGAAGGACAAGUGGAGGGAGAGGAAGAGGGUGAAGAAGAGGAAGAGGAAGAGGAUGUGAGUGAGGUGUUUGAAUACGUGCCCAUGUUUGACCCAGUGGUGAACUGGGACCAGACCUUCAGUGCACGGAACCUUGACUUCCAAGCCCUGCGGAGCGACUGGAUUGAUCUGAACUGUAACACGUCUGGCAACCUGCUGCUGCCGGAGCAGGAGGCUCUUGAGAUCACACGGGUCUUCUUAAAGAAGCUCAACCAGAGGAGCCGGGGGAGAUACCAGCUACGGCGCAUUGUGAAUGUGGAGAAGCGUCAGGACCAGCUACGUGGGGGUCGCUACCUCCUGGAGCUUGAGUUGCUGGAGCAAGGCCAGCGCCUGGUGCGGCUCUCUGAGUAUGUGUCUGCGCGAGGCUGGCAGGGCAUCGAUCCAGCCGGCGGGGAAGAGGCCGAGGCCCGGAACCUUCAGGGCCUGGUUUGGGGCCCACGCAACCGCCGGAGACGUGUUUUGAGUGUCCAGGCCCCAGAGCCCAAGCUGUGCUGGCCCCAGGGCUUCUCCUGGGAUCACCGCGCCGUGGUCCACUUCAUCGUGCCUGUGAAGAACCAGGCACGCUGGGUGCAGCAGUUCAUCAGAGACAUGGAAAAGCUGUUCCAAGUCACCGGGGACUCACACUUCAACAUCAUCAUCACUGACUACAGCAGUGAGGACAUGGAUGUUGAGAUGGCCCUGAAGAGGUCCAAGCUGCGGAGCUACCAGUACAUGAAGCUGAGUGGAAACUUCGAGCGCUCGGCCGGACUUCAGGCUGGCAUAGACCUAGUGAAGGACCCGCACAGCAUCGUCUUCCUCUGCGACCUCCACAUCCACUUCCCCGCUGGAGUCGUCGAUACCAUCCGGAAGCACUGUGUGGAGGGCAAGAUGGCCUUCGCCCCCAUGGUGAUGCGGCUGCAUUGCGGGGCCACCCCGCAGUGGCCUGAGGGCUACUGGGAGGUGAAUGGAUUUGGGCUGCUUGGCAUCUACAAGUCAGACCUGGCCAGGAUCGGGGGCAUGAACACCAAGGAGUUCCGAGACCGCUGGGGUGGGGAAGACUGGGAGCUGCUGGACAGGAUCCUCCAAGCAGGCCUGGAAGUGGAACGUCUCUCCCUCAGGAAUUUCUUCCAUCACUUCCAUUCCAAGCGAGGCAUGUGGAAUCGCCGCCAGAUGAAGAUGCCGUAAUCCUGAGCAGUGGCCCGCUGGACCAACAACUUCCUGCCCUUGACUUGCAGCUGCUCCCUCAGCAGCCUGCUGACUGCUGGGGGGAGCGAGGAGGGAGCAGAAGCCAUUGCUGGGCCCAGAGAGGCCUCAGCACUAACACCCCCACUCCACAGGAGCUGUCCCCUCACACGGAACAGCUGCUAAGGCCCCCCUCCAUCCUCUGGGCCUCCAGAGGAAGGACUUGGGGAAGGGGGCCAGGAGGAAGCUCCCUCAGUCACAGGUGGAACAGCUCCUGGGAGGGCUGUGCAGUUAGGUCCGGGAGGGGCCUGCCUGAGUGACACCCGCCUGGAUCCUCGAAGUGUGUGCCAGCCUCCCCCUGGUGCUCCUCCACAGCCGGAGCAGUGACCAGGAACGGGAAGCUCUUCGGUUGGACAUUUUUCAUUGGUUUUUAUUUUUAAAUCAGAAAAGAAAAACUGUAACUGUCCAGGCCCAGCAUGGACUGUGAGAGGGGGGUGGAGUGGUGCCUUUUGGGAGCAUCCCCACUUGCAUACCUCAGACGAACUCCUGUGUAGAGCUGCGUCCCUCGGCCCUGGGCCCAGAGCUGAUUUAUAACCAGAGGAGCUGGCCCCUCGAGGAGCACUUCCUCCGCUCCACCACAGGCUCAUGCCUUCCAGGGACACGCACAUCUCUCCCAGGUAGCCACCAAACAGCUGGCCACCAACCAGGGCAUUAAGCUUAUCCUCUGUGCAGUACUCACUUCAGACCCAUCAGAGGCACAGCACUGGCAUUGGCCUCCUGGUGCCACAGAGGGUUGGGAGAUGAAGCGGUGGGCAAUGGGCUCGUCCUCAUGUUUGGCACCUAGGCCAAGCAGGACAGGCAAGGUGGAGGAGGCCGAGAGGAAGAGGAUGUGGGUGUGAGAAAGUAAACCAUGAUUAGACGGAGAGAAGCAGCGGGGUCCAGCAGGAAGGGAUGAAAAGGGAACUGGAAAGCUUGAGUCCACUGGGCACAGCUCCCCCGGACUUGCCCUCCUGUAGGGAGUGCCCCAGCCAUGGCCUUGAGUGGAAGAAGAGGAAGGGCUGCGUGAACCGGAGAACCAUAAAAACCGGGACCAGGGUAGGAAGCGGCAGGGUGACAAGUCUGGGGACCUCUGGGGAGGUGAGGACAUCGUUCUGAGAUCUCUUCCCCAAGUGGAAGGGAGCAGGGGCGAGGAGGAGCUGAAAAGUGAAGCUAGUUCAGGGAAAAUAGCCCUUGGCCUUUGUAGUCUAGGCCACCCUUUCCGUCACCUGAUGAUCACACACUUAUCUUGCACUAAUGAUCCCCAGGUGCCUUUGCACCUGGGCAUUUUUCUACUGCUGCUGCUGCCUCUUCUGCUGCUGCUGCUGAAUUCACCAGUGGUGCAUUGGACACUGGAUCCUAGACUCCAGUGGCUGUUUAGGGAGGCAAACACAGGGCCGCCUGCUGUGAGGAAGGGAGGCCAGUCGGCAGCAGGCCCAGGCUCCACGCUGUGACAGUCUGAGGCACAGCAUUUGGAGAGCCCACCUGACAAGUUCUGUAGUCACCCAGAGCAUGAACUUGGCAUGGGGGAGAAUGAGUCUACUGAGAACUCCCGAGCUCGAGGAGAAUCUUUGCCUCUGUCAUAAGAAAUCAGGAAGGACAAGAACUUCUCAGUGACUCAGUGGCUUAUGGAUGCCCAUACCUGCCCCCGGGGCUGUGGCUCUUUAGGGUCCCUGCUCCAGCUUACUGACUGCCUUGGGGAAGGUCUGUGGGGAGCAGGCUAGAGCUGCAGUUGGCCAGCUGGGGUGCUAGGUUUCUUUCUGGGGCCACUCUUCAUCGUUGGGUCUUCACAGGGAGGCCUGAGCCCACCCAGACAGCCCUCCUGCUUCACGUCUCCGGACAAGAGGAGCCAGCCCAGCCUCCCUGCCCUGCCCACCCCGCCCCUCUGCCCCUGGCCAGUGCCUUGUGUGUGAUGUUUGUUACCUCCACACCAUCUGCCUUAAGGGGGAGGACCUGGCGAGGGCUCCUACCCUGUAGGGAAAUGUCUGGGGUGGGGGAGGGACUGGGACGCUGGGAGGGAAGCGUUAAAUACAGCAUCUUCAUAG